Messenger RNA from Amoebophrya sp. A120, 1335 nucleotides. Lineage: Eukaryota; Dinophyceae; Syndiniales; Amoebophryaceae. The record is from the annotation of a GenBank genome assembly.
CCUUGGGCGAUUCAGUAUGCCUCCGAGGGCCUUUGGGACGACAGCGACACCAUGGCCUGCGUGGCUAAAAUAGACGGCCUUCCUGCUCUGAAGUACGCGUCACACCGAUUACGAGCUAGCGAAUGGUUGGUGAGGCUAGCGGUGCAGACCAACGGGCUAGCAAUCAAGUUCGCCUGCAGCGAGGCUCGGGCGAAUUACGAGAUCGCACUUCUUGCCGUUCGUAAUAAUCCAUACGCAGUCCGGUACUUGGCGCAGGAGCUGCGCCGAACCAAUCGCGAGCUUCUCUGCACAGCCCUCGACGUCUACACAAAGAAUGAGGAGAAGCGAGCCGCCCUUGAUGACGUCUACGGGCAGAAAUUUUUCUGCGAGAAUCUGCACUACAGCGCUGUCACGUGUAACCGCGGGCCGUGGCACUGGUUUCACGAGUGGGACGGACGGCAUCUAAAGCAUGUGGAUUUUAGUGGGCUUGUUGAGCAUCAUUGUGACUCCUGGUGUCGUGAACACCAUCCCUCACAUCGCGAGGCGGACCCACCUCAUCACGAAGACCAUUCUGCAAGUCAGGACGAGCCUGCACAGGUUCUUGAUUUGCAAAACGGAAACGAAAUGCACGCGAAUCUUCCGGAUGGGGACCUCGCCCGCACUCACGGUGCUCAGCCGCCUCCAGAGCUCGGACUAGAAAUCUUGUCCAGUGCUAGUCGAGAGCUACGAGACGACGAAGAAUUUGUGACUCUUUGUCUUGAAGCGAGUCCCGCGUGCUUCGAAUUUGCGAGCUCCAGAAUCCGAAGUAACGGUCGCUUUGCUUCUCACGCCGUUCGAAAAUUUUGCAAGGGGGAUAUUGUGGUGGAAGAACCUGCUGACGCUGGAGGCAGCGAUUUGAUUGACAGAUAUGACGAGCGCAGAGAGCUUACGGAUGCGUGUCCAAUGCGGUUUGCCGGCGAACAUCUACGAGCCGACGCAUCCUUCCUGCGAGCAGUGCUUUUCGAUGAGAAUAUAUUAAUGUCCUCCCUAGAAGCUACAAUCAUCCUCUCCCACGCGGACGAGAAAACAAAGGCAGCUUUCUACGGAGAAGACGUAGAGUUGUCGACGCAAUUUGCUCAGCGGUAUCCGACUGCGCUUCGGUGGAUGCCCAGAGGCUUCAGGCGGGAUCGAGAAAUAGCGCUUCAAGCGGUUCGCGCAAACGGGGAAGCGAUCAAACACUUCGGAAGCCGCAUCAAAUCUGAUCGCGAGGUAGGUUUCGUGGCCGUUUCUCAUGAAAUGGAAAAUAUUUUCUGCCCCUGGACACUCGAAUACCUGCACAAGCGGCUACGCCGCGAUGAAGGUAUUGUGCGCGCUGCG